CGUGGGGCUACAGAAACCAGGGGUGCAGCACCCCCGGGGAUGCAUACUGAGGGUGCUGGGUCCUCAGCCAGAGCCCAGGGCUGGGUGUGGAGGUCAGGCACGCUCUGCCUGCCCGCUGUUUGCCUUGCCCCCCCGCCAGCGCUGCCGGCUAAAUGCCGGGAAGGGGCCCUCGGAGGUUUCAUACCCCCUCCCCAGCUCUUCUCCGGGCUCGGCAAACAGAACACAAGUGGCACCUUGGCAGCUGGGGCGGCCCCAGCCUCCUCCCAUCCACCCGGGACCCUAUAAAUCCCCCCAGCUCCGGCUGGCAAAGGGACAGGAGCCGCACGGUGAAGGAGAGCGAGAUGGACGACAGCUCCAAAGAGGCACUGAUGGAGGAGGCACCUCCGAGGUACACGGCCUCCCCCCGCCUGCCCUGCAUCCCCCAUCAACUCAAGUGCCUCCUGAUCGUGGUGGUGGUGGUGGUCAUCCUCGUGGUGGUCAUCGUCACCUUCCUCCUCCUGGGGCUGCACAUCACCGAGACGCACGCCGAAACGGUCUUGCGAAUGACCAUCCACGGUCUGGAUGGCGAAGGGAACCCCCAGCACCUCUCCAUGAGCAAGAAGGAAAGGACCGGGACGUUCGCCGUACGGGACGGGCUCAACGCCUCCGCCGCGGUGGUGUACGACUACAGCAAGCUGCUGGUCGGCUACAGGUCCUGGCGUCACCGCGCCUGCUACAUCACCCGCCUGGACGAGGACAACAUCCCAGGGCUGGAUGCCGUCACCGAGACCUUCCAGCGCCGGCAGGCUGAGAUGAAGGAGGCUGGGGACAACGCCGUGCCCCUGGCCGACCGCUCCGUCCUGGGCACCACCAUUAACAUCCUCUGCAGCACCGUCCCUGUAUACUGGGCGUAGCGCUGGCUGGGGUCGGCUCCCCAGGGGCACAGGACAGCGAGGUGGGGGUGUCACCGUCCCCACGUUCUCCGUCUUGCCUUCCAGAUGGGAUGCCAGGGCAUGUCUCCUCCUCCCCGGCCCCAUCCUGCGUGCGGCCCCCGGGGCGGCCGCCCCACCGUCGGGUUGCUCCAUCCACAGCCCCUCGGCACCGUGGCUUUCCCACAGCGCUUGCAAUAAACAAGUGGGAUUUGC
Messenger RNA from Aquila chrysaetos chrysaetos, 1124 nucleotides. It is a transcript of the gene SFTPC, whose product is annotated as surfactant protein C. Gene Ontology annotation, cellular component: alveolar lamellar body; extracellular region. Gene Ontology annotation, biological process: respiratory gaseous exchange by respiratory system. The transcript has 5 exons. The record is from RefSeq and is a predicted model, not a curated record. NCBI's taxonomy places the organism in Eukaryota, Metazoa, Chordata, Aves, Accipitriformes, Accipitridae. The coding region runs from base 153 to 893 and encodes 246 amino acids.